Molecule: messenger RNA, 2133 nt
Organism: Theobroma cacao (cacao)
Lineage: Eukaryota; Viridiplantae; Streptophyta; Magnoliopsida; Malvales; Malvaceae
Product: ARM repeat superfamily protein
Biological process (GO): protein ubiquitination
Molecular function (GO): ubiquitin protein ligase activity
Source: RefSeq, a predicted model, not a curated record
AGUCCUAGACUUUGAACAACCGUGUGUGAAGAGCUAGAAAUUCAGCUCCAUUUUUCCAUUCAACCCUAUUAUUCUUAUUAUUAUAUAUAUAUAAUAACAUCAAGAACUCACAUUACCAUUCACAAAGCUACCAUUUACAAUUCUUUCUCUGAUAUUUUCUGAUAUCGGUUCUCAAAACCUUUGGCAAUGUUCAAUUGGAGGAGAAGAAAGACCACAGGCCGUCAUGGCGAGAAAAGGCGGCAGCAGCAGCAGCAGCAGCAGCAUAAGGAACUUGAGAUCCCAAGGCAUUUUCUGUGCCCGAUAACUCUUGAUCUUAUGAAGGAUCCUGUCACAUUGUCUUCUGGGAUUACUUACGAUCGAGAAAGCAUCGAGACGUGGCUUGAGGAUGGGAAUUUCACCUGCCCUGUUACAAACCAGCUUCUCAGAAGUUUUGAUCAAAUACCUAAUCACUCUCUCAGGAAAAUGAUUCAAGAUUGGUGUGUAGAGAAUGGGAAAUAUGGCGUUGAAAGGAUCCCUACACCAAGAAUUCCUGUCACCUCAGAGGAGGUCUCUGAAAUUCUUUUUGCGAUUAUGGAUUCCAAUAGACGCCUGGAUCAAUGUGGCUGCCUAGAUUCUGUGCAGAAAAUCAAGAAAUGGUGCAUGGAAAGUGAGCGAAAUAGGCGGUGCAUUACAGCAAACGAGACAGCCGGAGUCCUCGCUGCCGCAUUUGACGCAUUUGCAUGUGACUCUUUUGAGAGGAAUGCCAAUGUGUUGGAGGAGAUAUUAUGUGUACUGAACUGGAUGUUUCCACUCGAUGGGGAAGCCCUGGAACACCUGGGCUCACAAUCUUCUUUGCGUUGCAUGGUUUGGUUUCUGAAAUGCAGGGACCUUUCAGUGAAGCAAAACUCCAUGGCUGCGCUGAAAGAGCUUCUUUCUUGCGACCAGCAAUAUGGAGAAGGGUUGGCGGCUAUCGAUGGAGUCAAUGAAAUGCUAUUUAAUUUCAUUAAAGACCCAAUCUCCCCUUCAAUCACAAAAGCUUCUCUCAUGGUCAUUUUCCACAUGGUUUCAUCUUGUUCUUCAAGUGAGAAGAUCAAGUCAGAAUUUCUUGACAUGGGUCUGGUUUCUUUACUGCUGGAGACUAUUGUCGAAUCUGAAAGAAGCCUAUGUGAGAGGGCUUUAGGUGUCCUUGACAAACUCUGUGAUUCCAAACAAGGGAGGGAAGUUGCUUACAAUAACGCUCUGGCCAUGCCAGUUCUGGUGAAGAAAAUCUUACGUGUUUCAGAAUUAGCGACCGAGUACUCUGUUUCAACGAUUUGGAAGCUGAGCAAAGAUGAAGAAAGGGUUUUGAUCGAAGCUCUUCAAGUCGGCGCCUUUCAGAAGCUAUUGUUACUCAUACAGGUUGGGUGUGGCGAUGAGACAAAGGAGAAAGCAACUGAGCUUUUGAAGCUAUUGAAUCCUUACAGAGCUGGAUUGGAGUGCAUCGACUCUGUAGAUUUCAAGAGCCUCAAAAGAUCAUUUUAAAUUUUGGAUACCAAAUUCUUUAUUCUUUAAAAAAUCCAAGCAAAGAUCAACUGCUCGGAUUGUAAGGGUUUUCGAUUUGUUGUACAAACUGAAAAAAUGAUUACCAGAUAUUUGUUUGUCUAUUAGAAUUUCUGCUGUCUUGUCCCUUCUGCUCCUUCUGGUUCGGGGAGGUCUGUUAGGAAACCAAUUUGGGGUUUCAGACACGGAUUCAACAUGAAUUCUUAGCAAAAACAUUCAUUUCCCAUGCCAGGGGACAUAUGGCAAAAGAAUGAUAUCAAAGUAAGGAAAGAAAUGUGAAUGGAGAAGCUCAAAGACCUCCGUCCAAAGCCAUGGCCUGUAGCAGUAGGUUUUGGACCGCCAAAUUGACGCAUUCAAACCAGUUGGAAAGUUGGAGCAAUGGGGUUUGAAGUUGGAGCAGGCGCCGCGUGGUUUGAUGUGUUCAAAUGAGAUGAGCAGCGAGCAGGUCAAAUCAAAUUAUCCUUCAAGUUAGGAAAACACAGACAAGCAAACCACAAGUUUAUAUUAAUUUCUUGACUUGAGAGACGUCAGGUCACUGCAAUCUCACACAGUGUCCUCCCAAACUUUUUAAUCUGUAACUUGCAUCUGUGUUAAAGAAAUUUGGAUUUUUCGGAA